Molecule: messenger RNA, 1098 nt
Organism: Sporothrix schenckii 1099-18
Lineage: Eukaryota; Fungi; Ascomycota; Sordariomycetes; Ophiostomatales; Ophiostomataceae
Product: formate dehydrogenase
Exons: 4
Coding region: 1-1098 (365 amino acids)
Cellular component (GO): cytosol
Molecular function (GO): formate dehydrogenase (NAD+) activity; oxidoreductase activity, acting on the CH-OH group of donors, NAD or NADP as acceptor; NAD binding
Source: RefSeq, a predicted model, not a curated record
AUGGUCAAGGUUCUCCUCGUUCUCUACGACGGCGGCAAGCACGCUGAGGAGGUCCCUGAGCUUCUCGGUACGACCGAGAACGAGCUCGGCAUCCGCAAGUGGCUCGAGGACCAGGGCCACACUCUGGUCACCACCUCCGACAAGGAGGGUGAGGGCUCCACGUUCGACAAGGAGCUGGUGGACGCCGAGGUCAUCAUCACAACGCCCUUCCAUCCUGGCUACCUGACCGCCGAGCGCCUCGCCAAGGCCAAGAAGCUCAAGCUCGCCAUCACCGCCGGCAUUGGCUCCGACCACGUCGACCUCAAUGCCGCCAACAAGACCAACGGCGGCAUCACCGUCGCCGAGGUCACCGGCUCCAACGUCGUCUCCGUCGCCGAGCACGUCGUCAUGACCAUCCUGCUGCUCGUCCGCAACUUUGUCCCCGCCCACGAGCAGAUUGUGCGCGGCGACUGGGACGUCGCCGAGGCCGCCAAGAACGAGUUCGACCUCGAGGGCAAGGUCGUCGGCACCGUCGCCGUCGGCCGCAUCGGCGAGCGCGUCCUGCGCCGCCUCAAGCCCUUUGACUGCAAGGAGCUGCUCUACUACGACUACCAGCCCCUGCGCCCCGAGGUCGAGAAGGAGAUUGGCUGCCGCCGCGUCGACACCCUCGAGGAGCUCGUCGCCCAGUGCGACGUCGUCACCAUCAACUGCCCCCUGCACGAGAAGACCCGCGGCCUCUUCAACAAGGAGCUCAUUGCCAAGAUGAAGCCCGGCUCGUGGCUCGUCAACACGGCCCGCGGCGCCAUUGUCGUCAAGGAGGACGUCGCCGAGGCUCUCAAGAGCGGCCACCUGCGCGGCUACGGCGGCGACGUCUGGUUCCCCCAGCCCGCCCCCAAGGACCACCCCCUGCGCUACGCCACGAACCCCUUUGGCGGCGGCAACGCCAUGGUCCCCCACGUGUCCGGCACCUCCCUCGACGCCCAAAAGCGCUACGCCGACGGCACCAAGGCCAUCCUCGACAGCUACCUGAGCGGCCGCUUCGACUACCGCCCCCAGGACCUGAUUGUCCACGGCGGCGACUACGCCACCAAGGCCUACGGCCAGCGCGAGAAGAAAUAA